AUGUUCGGGGAGGACGCCAGUGAGAUGCGAGUCUUGCCGUACUGGGGAAGAAAUCUUGGAAACAUCUCCCAGGAUCAUCUUCGUCUUUCUCUCAUCAACCGAGACUUCACGUCCAACGACUAUGAAGCUCUCCUCUCCCUCGAUGAGGCGGCUGGAAGGAGCAGAGGAGCCAAUCAGGAUCGCAUCGAUCGCCUCCCUUGCUACACCGUCGCUGAAGGCAGCAAGGCGCCGCCCUGCACCGUCUGUCUGGACCCGCUCAACGUCAGCGAUCAAGCUCGAAUCUUGCCUUGUUUGCAUCAGUUCCACAAAGAUUGCAUUGAUCGUUGGUUGAGGGACAACAGUACAUGUCCGGUUUGUAAGAUGGAUCCUUUCUCAGUGUGA
Messenger RNA from Guillardia theta CCMP2712, 381 nucleotides. RefSeq lists its product as hypothetical. NCBI's taxonomy places the organism in Eukaryota, Cryptophyceae, Pyrenomonadales, Geminigeraceae. The record is from RefSeq and is a predicted model, not a curated record. The transcript is spliced from 7 exons. Bases 1 to 381 code for a protein of 126 amino acids.